AAAGCUCUGAUGAUUUGUGUGUGUAUUAUAUUGGAGCUCAGGAGCUUCAACUGUCAUUGCGUCGCUAAGUUCAUACACUGAUACACUUGCUGAACUUUUAAGACUGUGACGACGACGUUAGAUCCUAACGACGCCGGAGCCAGCGGUAACGGGGGCGAUAAUAAGCCGGUCAGGGAGGAGGCUUCUGUCGAAGUUCCAGCCAUGGAUCAUAAGAAGGAGGAUAAGAAAGACGAAGAUCUCUCGGAGGAAGAUUUAGAAUUGAAGCAGCAACUGGAAUUACAUGUCGAGCAUGUGCAGGAUGCGGACCUAUCAUUGCAGACUCGCGCCCUUGAGAGCAUAAGGCAGGAAAUUCAGAUGGCAACAAGCUCUAUGACAUCUGUUCCAAAGCCACUAAAGUUUUUGCGUCCUCAUUAUGGAACACUGAAGUCACAUUAUGAGAAAAUGUCUGAUUCUGGUGCAAAGAAAUUAAUGGCUGACAUGCUUUCGGUUAUGGCGUUGGCAAUGUCUGCCAAAGGAGAAAGGGAGAGCUUGAAGUACAGACUACUUGGAUCUUAUGGUGACAUUGGAUCUUGGGGCCAUGAGUAUUUAACGAAUUUGGGUGCAGAGGUUGUCCAUGAAUGUCGGCAGACUGAAGAUAAUGCCCUAGUUAAUGAUCUCAUGCGACUCAUUGCGCAAAUUGUUGCUUUCCACAUGAAGCAUAAUGCGGAACCUGAAGCAGUUGAUCUUUUAAUGGAGUUAACUCCGGUCGAAGAUCUUAGUGUCCUACUGGAAAGUAGUUUGGACAGUGCAAAUUAUAAGCGGACAUGCUUAUACCUUCUAAGUUCAGCAAACUACCUUGCUGAACCAGAUGACAUGUUGGCUUUUGACAAUGUGUAUCGUAUAUAUAGACAGUUUAAGCAAUAUGAAAGGGCGCUUUUUAUUGCAUUAUGCCUUGACAACUUGGUGUACGUGAGGAAAAUUUUUAUGUCAUGUGAUGAUCUUUUACGGAAGAAGCAACUCUGCUACAUCCUUGCUCACCAUCGUAAAACGUUUGAGCUUGAUGAAGAUAUGUGUAGUGAAGAAGAUUUAGAAGGAUUGCAAUUCAUUAUUGGCAACAAUAAACUAAUUGAAGGCUAUCUUACCCUUGCUCGUGAUUUUGAUAUGAUGGAGCCUAAAUCCCCUGCGGACAUUUACAAGGCUCAUUUGGUUGAUGAUCUUGGUGUUGCUGGAACAAUUAUUCUCUCAGCAAGAGAAAACUUGGCUACAACAUAUGUCAAUGCAUUUGUCAAUGCUGGCUUUGGGCAGGAUAAGUUGAUGACAGUCCCAUCAGAGGCUUCAGGAGAUUCAUCAACAAGUUGGCUUUUUAAAAAUAAAGGACUUGGGAAGGCCAGUGCUGCAGCAAGUCUGGGUAUGAUCAUGCUUUGGGAUGUUGAAAUUGGGCUCGCACAAAUUGAUAAGUACUUCCAUAGUACUGACACACUUGUAGUUGCGGGUGCUCUAUUGGCAGUGGGAAUUGUGAAUUGUACCGUCAAGAAUGAACAAGAUUAUGCAUUAGCUAUUCUUACAGAGUAUGUAGUUAAAGAAGAGCCUUGUAUUAGAGUUGGUGCCAUAAUUGGUUUGGGACUGGCUUAUGCAGGUUCUAAACGUUACCAGGUUUUUGAACAACUUCGUCCAAUACUUGUAGAAGAUACAAAUGCAUCACUUGAUGUGAUUGCAUUUACUGUAAUCACAUUGGGGUUGGUAUUUUUGGGGUCAUGCAAUGAAGAGAUUGCCCGGACUAUUAGAUUUUCCUUGAAGAAUAGAAGUGAGUCAGAAUUAGGAGAGCCACUUGCCCGUCUCUUGCCUCUUGGUCUUGGUCUUCUUUACCUAGGGAAGCAGGAUAGUGUGAAUGAGACAGCUAAGGUUUCAAAGACAUUCAGUGAGAAGAUCAGAAGACACUGUAAUAUGACCCUGCUUUCUUGUGCCUAUGCUGGAACAGGGAAUGUACACAAGGUCCGAGACUUCCUUGGUGAAUGUGCUCAGCAUCUCGAGAAGGGUGAAACCUACCAGGGACCAGCAGUGCUUGGAAUUGCUAUGGUGGCAAUGGCUGAAGAGCUGGGGCUUGAAAUGGCUAUACGAUCACUGGAACAUCUUCUGCAGUAUGGUGAGCAGAAUAUCAGAAGGGCUGUUCCUUUGGCUCUGGGCCUCCUUCGUAUAUCAAAUCCAAAGGUCAAUGUCACGGACACAUUAAGCAGACUUAGUCAUGAUUCUGACACGGAAGUAGCUAUGGCUGCCAUUAUCUCCUUGGGGUUGAUAGGUGCAGGAACUAACAAUGCUAGAAUAGCUGGGAUGCUUUGCAAUUUGUCAAGUUACUAUUACAAGGAACCAGACCUUCUCUUCUGUGUUCGGAUUGCUCAAGGUCUUGUCCAUUUAGGAAAAGGGCUAUUAACUCUCUCACCAUAUCAUUCAGAGAGGUUUUUAUUCUCUCAGACUGCUUUGGCUGGACUUAUAGUUACACUGCAUGCUUGUCUUGAUAUGAAAGCUCUCAUAUUGGGGGAAUACCAUUAUUUGUUGUAUUUCCUUUGUUUGGCAAUGACGCCAAGGAUGCUAAUGACAGUGGACGAGAAUUUGAAACCUUUGUCAGUACCAGUCCGUGUGGGCCAAGCAAUGGACGUUGUUGAUCAACCAGGUCGACCUAAGACAAUCACUGGAUUCCGGACCUACUCAACACCUGUUCUCCUUUCUGCUGGUGAUAAAGUUGAACUAGCUACUGACAAAUAUAGUCCACUUUCACCCAUUCUUGAAGGAUUUGUCAUAUUGAAGGAAAACCCAGAAUACAAAGACGAUCAUUAGUCUCUACAACGGGGGAUACAUUCAUUCAGGUCUUCUCUGAUCCUACUUGAAAGACUACAUAGCUUUCAUUCUUUUGUCAGAGGUGUAGGUGAUUAAGUUCUCGCCACCUUAGGUUCUUGCUUCGAUAUAUCCACCGCUUUCUGCUAACCAUUGAUUCUUCUCUGUUUUCCUUUUGAAAAGCAGCAUCCUAAAUUUCUCAUGAGAUCUAUGUUAGCUAGGUAUCUGACAGUGUGAUGAUUCUUUUGUUCAAAAGACAGCAUGGGGUUUCUCCCAACACGUCUUCCAUUUCAUUGUAAAUAGAAUUCAUAUCAAAAACUUCUCUCUACCUUUCAACACUCUGCAAUCAUUUUGAUUGCGAAUUUUACAAACAAGUUAUCAGUUUGUGGCUACGCAUCCUUUCAUUUCA
This is a messenger RNA of Ipomoea triloba (trilobed morning glory), 3217 nucleotides long. Its product is annotated as 26S proteasome non-ATPase regulatory subunit 2 homolog A-like. NCBI's taxonomy places the organism in Eukaryota, Viridiplantae, Streptophyta, Magnoliopsida, Solanales, Convolvulaceae. Bases 202 to 2811 code for a protein of 869 amino acids. Gene Ontology annotation, cellular component: proteasome regulatory particle, base subcomplex; proteasome storage granule; nucleus. Gene Ontology annotation, biological process: regulation of protein catabolic process; proteasome-mediated ubiquitin-dependent protein catabolic process. The record is from RefSeq and is a predicted model, not a curated record. Gene Ontology annotation, molecular function: enzyme regulator activity. The transcript has 25 exons.